Messenger RNA from Micromonas pusilla CCMP1545, 594 nucleotides. RefSeq lists its product as uncharacterized. NCBI's taxonomy places the organism in Eukaryota, Viridiplantae, Chlorophyta, Mamiellophyceae, Mamiellales, Mamiellaceae. The transcript has a single exon. The record is from RefSeq and is a predicted model, not a curated record. The coding region runs from base 1 to 594 and encodes 197 amino acids.
AUGCCGCCGAGCCGACCGAGCACCGACGCGACGAGCGGUCUCGUAGCGUACCGGGCGGUGAUGGCCUUAAUUCGUCCUUCCGGUGACGGCGCCGCGGAGGACAUCGACGCCGAGUUCGAGGACCUGAGCGCGAUCGCGCGCGCGCUGAACCCCGCGGUGUCGCGCGACGCCCUCGGGUGGGGGCUCGAGGCGUGGGUCGCGCAGUGGCUCCCGCGCGUCGGCGGAUGGGAAGAACGAGACGAAGAGCUCUCUCCGACGGUGAGAAAAUACGCCGUUCACGCGGAGGACGUGCUUCGCGCGUCGUCGUUCGAGCGUGCGUCCGAUCCGCGCGACCGUCGCGCGCUUCCGUUCCGCGCGUACGGCUCGUGGAUCGGCGCGCGGACGUCCGGACGCGACGCGCUCGUCGACGCCGCCGCGAGGUUGGCGAGAGAGGCGGCGAGGGAGGAGUUACACGUCGCGAACCGCGGCGAUCUGUUUCGCGCGCCGGCGGACGGCGGGCGCCCCGACCUGACGUCCAUCAACCGAGUCAUGCUCGCGAGCGCGCUGGACCCGCUCGCGUUCACGCGCCGCGCGGGCGAGGUGGAGAUCGUGUGA